Messenger RNA from Trichoderma breve, 918 nucleotides. Its product is annotated as aldo/keto reductase family domain-containing protein. Bases 1 to 918 code for a protein of 305 amino acids. Gene Ontology annotation, molecular function: aldose reductase (NADPH) activity. The transcript has 3 exons. NCBI's taxonomy places the organism in Eukaryota, Fungi, Ascomycota, Sordariomycetes, Hypocreales, Hypocreaceae. Gene Ontology annotation, cellular component: cytosol. The record is from RefSeq and is a predicted model, not a curated record.
AUGACAAUGGCGCUACCAACUCACUUUACCCUCAAUACCGGAUCUAAGAUCCCCGCAGUCGGCUUUGGAACUUGGCAGGCUCGCCCAGGGCAGGUUGAGCAUGCGGUUGAAACAGCCCUUCGAGCUGGCUAUCGACACAUAGAUUGUGCCGCGAUAUACCGUAACGAAGUCGAACUCUGGAACACAAAACAUGCCCCUGAAGAUGUUGAAACCGCAUUGGACAAGACCCUUAAAGACCUUGGGACAGAUUACCUAGAUUUGUUCUUGAUGCAUUGGCCGGUAGCUUUCAAAUCUGGAGAAGAUUGGUUUCCACUAUCCAAUGAUGGUGUCUUUCAGCUCUCGGACAUUGAUCCAGCAGUGACCUAUUCAGCCAUGGAAAGCCUACUGCAAACAGGAAAAGUUCGAGCUAUUGGUGUUUCCAAUUUUACCAUUAAGCGUCUUGAGGAUCUGAUUAGCAAAACAAAAAUAAUUCCAGCUAUUAACCAGAUUGAGGCACACCCGUAUCUCCAACAGCGCCAGUUGUUUGACUUUUGCCAGUCCAAGGGCAUCCUCAUCGAGGCCUACUCUCCUCUUGGAAACAACCAAACAGGAGAGGCACGAACAGUGGAUGAUCCGCUGGUUGCGGAUUUAGCCCAAGAAUUGGGCUGGGACAUCGGGCAAGUUCUCUACUCCUGGGGUGUACAACGAGGAACAGUUGUGCUGCCUAAAAGCAUCACGCCAGAUCGAAUUGCGUCCAAUUUGCAAGUUAAGGAACUGCCCCAGCAUGCUUUUGAGAAGCUAAACGGACUUGAGAGAAACAAGCGAUAUAAUUGGCAGUCAUUAUGGGGCUUUGACAUCUUUCAAGAAAUUGGACAUGAUGAGAUUGUACGCAUUGCUAGAGAGGCAGGACCAGAAAACUUGAAGAAGUUUGCGAGGUAG